Nomia melanderi (Alkali bee) is the source of this 469-nucleotide messenger RNA. RefSeq names its product venom serine protease inhibitor-like. Lineage: Eukaryota; Metazoa; Arthropoda; Insecta; Hymenoptera; Halictidae. The record is from RefSeq and is a predicted model, not a curated record.
GAAGUAUAAAUACCGAGGAGGCAAAAAUUUCUCACGAUACAGGCUGAGUCUAUUCGCACUGUGCAUGGGAAUUGAGAAAAUUCAUCAUGUUUCGAAAUACUUUAAUUUUGAUGCUGAUUACAGCUAUCGUCGUCAUCGCCAAGAAACACACCACACCCAAACCCCCGAAGGAAUGCCCGAAGAACGAAGUAUGGUCGUGGUGCGGCCACGUUUGCGAGCCUACUUGCGGUAUCCUCCAACCUGGCUGGACGGUGUGCCCGAAUUUCACGUGCACGGACAAAACUGGCGACUGCAGGUGCUGCCCAGGUUUAGUUCGAGACGAGAAUAAUGUAUGCAUCGAGCUCGAGAAUUGCAAGAAUCGUCAAUAGAAGUACCAUCGACGUUCAUCGAUUUGUCCAUCAAAAAUAAUAUAAAUUGUUCUCAAGUACUUUAUCCUAUUCGAUUAUUGGCAAUAUAAAAUGAAUGUUAG